This is a messenger RNA of Venturia canescens, 4111 nucleotides long. RefSeq lists its product as uncharacterized. Lineage: Eukaryota; Metazoa; Arthropoda; Insecta; Hymenoptera; Ichneumonidae. The record is from RefSeq and is a predicted model, not a curated record. The transcript has 13 exons. The coding region runs from base 1717 to 3876 and encodes 719 amino acids.
UACAUAUGUACACAUUUUAACAUACUUCAUGCCACGCGCAACGUCAGUACACUUCGUGGCCGAACACCGGCAUCAAGUGUGUCGCUCCUAAAAAAAAUCAUUCCGACUAAGCGAAUUUUCGUCUUUUUUCUAUAAUAUUUCCAGUGGAUUCUGAUAUUCCGACAAUUUAAAUAAUUUCUGAGUUGACGAUUCCUGUGCUUUUUUUCAAAUUGUAGUUUGAUUGCGAUUUUUCCAAUUCGCGAUAUUUUUCGACUCGUUUUGUUCAUUACAAUUAUUCGUGCGUUUGACGGAAAUAGUUGCCAAGACACUUUUAGUGCGUUGAUAAUACUCUGGAAAUCGAAAGACCCGGACGGAGUGGCGGGUGCGUUUGAAAAUGAACCUCCAGAGAAUGAAAUAGUGAAGAGCGGGAGGUUUCUUGGAGCGCGACCCGAUUGCGUUGGACGAGCAAAUAAAGCUGUUUUUCAUGAAAGCCAAAGUUGACGGUAAUCGUGGAUGAAACAGGCCUGGAAGACGACGAGAAACGUGUGAGAAAUUUGGGACGCGUGCAUUCGUUGUUCGAUGGUCCGAUUGUGAGUUUCGAGGACUUAACCACAGAGGGGAUUGUUGCGUUUGUUGCGUAUAUUAUGUUAGUUUUGGAACAGUGCAAGUUUCAUGGUUUUAUUAAUCAAAAUGAUGGAAAUCACAUGUGCUUUGUAAAUCGUUUGAGACAAGUUCCAAUCUCGUGAAUUGAAUCGACGUUGAAACAAGAGACACGUAAAACUAUGUUGGUGCUUCGGAAAACAAAUUUCUUUACCCAGGCCAUUUUUGGUUGUCGAAAAAUCACCGGUGACCGAGAGUAAAAUCGAAAGAAAAAUGCAGCUUUGCAGAGAAAAUAUAAAUCCGAAAUAUUCGAACUGGAGUUGACUGAAGUAUUUAUUGCAACAAUAAAUACCGGAGUAAUUGAUUUCGGUGGAAAAAUAUCGAUUGGAUAACACUCACUAAUGAAAUCUUAUAUAAAUUCUCUUGAAAAUCGACAGAGAUAAAAAUUUGCAUGACAAUCGAUCAUCGGAUCGAACGAUUUUCAUUUACUGAGCGAAAACAACACUGAGGCUUGGAAAACAUAUUUUUUUCCUCGACAUUACGCAAAUCCUUGCAAAGUUCAUCUCUGUCCCCUAUUAAGAGUGGACAACAACGUUAUUGAAUUAUCUCCCGUUGGAUUUUCAUCGAUGUGAUAUUCGCGUCCAGCUCUCUUUGGCUUUUGUCUCGUUCGACGUUGAAAAGGAUCGACUUUGUCGGCGAUAUUCCACGUGUCACGUUGCAUCGAGAGAAUUAUGUAACGAUCGCUUGUCGGAUGAGACACCGGCCGAGUCGUCGACGACGAUUACACCGAUGUUUUGCGAUGGUAAAAAAAGACGGCGCAUCGCUCGAGUGAAGUAGAAAUAGAAAAGGAAUCAUUGACAAGCAGCACUACGGCUAUUCUAAUUUUUCAAGAGAUUUACACCAGUGCAGGUUUGACCGGAUGAAACGAAGUUACGUCUGUCGAACUUAUCAUCAUUGUUAUUACCUCGUUGGUGGCCUCUGUACGAUUACCAGGACUCACGAGUCCUGAAAAUACUCUACUGGCCGUCGAGAACUUGCAGUUUCCUUCGAAGUGGAGUCGAAAACAUACGACUUUAAAAAAAAAAAAAACAAAAUAGCGAAAUAGCGAACAAGAUUCAUCUUCGAUUAUAAGAAAUCAUGUUCAGAAGAGUUUACUUUUUUAUUUUUUUCACAAUCCUCGAGAAAUUCACAUCCUCAGCAGCGAAUGAGACAGCAUGGACACCGAUUUGCGCCGACACCGGAUGGGAGAAAGUCCCGGGGAUGAAACCGGAGUACAUAACUUCGAGUGAUGUUCUUUAUGCGGGCGUAAACUCGGAGGGAAUCGUUGUCACUUGUUUCAAAGCAUGUCUCGGUGCAAAUUGCACUGCAUUCAUUAUUGACUUCAAAGAAAGUACUUGCUUCAGUGUUACACCAGGAAGUGAGGAAUUCGUGCCCGAGCCUCAGGCAUCAUAUUAUCACCAAAUUUGUAUCCGAGUACCACCGAGUUGCAGGAAGACGAGAUUGUGGCAGGUGGAAAGAACUCUCGGGGCUGUUUUAAUUGACACAACGAGUAUAAGAGUUACCAAUUUUGUAACGAGAACGCAAUGUUACGAGAAGUGUAUAGCAGCUGGCUCGAUGUGCCAGUCAGCACAAUUUCGUACGAUUCGCGAUCUCGCGAUCGGUGACAGCCAGGGCAACUGUACUCUUCAGUCUAUUUCGCGGGGUACGAGGCCCCAAUCUUACCGAGCAUCGAUGUACAAAGACGAGUACCUUGAGACAGAGUGCCAUGAUUUAUCAAGUGCUGACUAUUGUUCAUACGCGGAAUAUCGAGACGAAACACUGCCAUACUCGGAUCUCAAAGUUCCUGGCCUAGGAAUACUGCAGUGCGAGCAAAGAUGCAACGCCGGAAACGACGGUUUCUUGUGCAGAUCGUACACGAUCGAUAACAGUACAUACGGACAACCAGUUUGUCUUCUACACUCAGAUGACACUAUAGGAGCGGGCGUAAGCUCCUUGGUUGAUAAACCAGGUGUCAUUUAUAAAGAGCGAGAACCGUGUCUCAAUCUCAAAGUGCGUUGCACUAAUACAAGUAUGACUGUCGAAUUCACCACAACGGAGCCGUUCAGGGGAAGACUUUAUGCCAGUGGCUACGGGGAUAGUUGUGGUGUUCAAGGCAAUGGUGAAACCAAAACGAUCCUCGUUAUUGAUUUACCGGACAAAGGAAAUUUGAGUCUAGGAAAUACAAACUGUGGCGUGACACCAGCAUAUGCCAUGGACAAUCAAAAUCGAACUCGAACCGCUGUCUGGGUGACUGUCAUCGUUCAGUUUAAUCCCAUCGUACAAAGGCUCGGCGACCAGUCUGUCAGGGCUGGUUGUACUCUGGACGAGCCUGAUAUUCCAGAACCAAUGAACGUGACCGUCAACGCAGGAUUCGAUUUCGCAGAUCCGAGCGCUGGAACUCCACCAAUAACGUGGACAAUUUUCAACACAACGACAGUUCCAAUAGUAACGAUGCGAAUUUUGGAUGAAAAUCAAAAUGACGUGACCGUCACACAUUUAGGCGAUAAGCUGACCCUCAGAAUUGACAUAAGUCCACCCGGAGGUCCUUACGAUAUAUCCGCUGGCCAUCUUGUGGCGAGCAGCGCAUCGGGAGCAUCUUCAAUCCUUUUGCUCGAUGAAAUGGGCUGUCCGAGUGAUCCGAAGAUUUUCCCAGCUAUGACACGAGACACUUACAAUAACAAGUCAUUGUUGUCAACCUUCACGGCGUUCAAAUUUCCGGACAGUCCGCGAGUUCGAUUCGACGUCGUUGUUAAAUUUUGCCUCGGCAAGUGUGACUCGGUGAAAUGCAGGGGAGGAUCGACGGCUUACGGAAAAAAACGAAGAUCCGUUAACGAUACGCUACCCUCGACGAAUGUGAGUGACGUUUCUGAGCUGAUGAUCCACGAGGGGACGAUCGACGAGCUCCCGCUCCAAAGAUCGAUAAUCGUUCAAGACCCAGUGAUAUCUGCUGAUCCUCUUCUCGGUGGAAAAACAUCGAAUCCUGAUACUGUGCUCAUAGCAGGCGAAAAAACGUUGGACGGUCUUCUGUGCGUAGACGCUGCGCUGGUGCUCGGUCUCCUAAUCUUCUGGCUCUGCGUCCAAAUCGUUCUGACGUUUGGCUGCAUUAUUCUCGUUCGGCGUUAUCGGAAGCACGCGAGAAAAGCUGAAGAGGAUAGAGCUGACAUUUUGGCACGUCACCUGUACGGAAUUCAUGGUGGAAAUUUCGAAAUAGCUCGACGGGUUAGAUGGGCAGAUCACAACGGAUCAUCGAUGAGUUAGAGUAUAAGAUUCCACGCGCCAAUGAAAGUGAAGAAAAUAAUCUCCGGUUACCAUUUACAGUAACUGCCUGCAGCUUUGAAAAAGAACAUUUCUGUUAGCAAAAUCUCAUUUCUAUUCCAUUCGGAAUGGAUUAUUGAAGAGUUUAAGGUAUUACUGGAUGGACAGCCCAGCCGAUAAAUUGUACCUGAUCGGAAUUUCCGUACUUCGUGAUGCAAUAAAAAUCUGAAAAAAUUCA